AUGCCUCCAAAAAAAGGAGGAACAGGUGCACACAAACAAAUACAAAAUAGUAUUAAUUUUACUAGUGCACAACAAGGUCAAACAGCAGUAGCUGAUGUUGGAGGAACAAUGACGAUGAGUCAUAGUCCAAGAACAAUGGCUUCUGUAGGAACAAAGACUUCUUCAGGAACAAAGGCAGGACUGAAAAAGCAAUCAAAUUUUAGCACCGCUCCUCUAAUUCUAGAAGGCGUAAAGCUAAAUAAAUUACAAUUAAAUGAUGUCAUCAAGCAGCAUUUAAAGGACUUACGAAUUUCUGAUAUUCAGCUAAGUCGAGCAGGAAUUUUCACAUUAUAUGCAACCGAUGUCAGUUCAUUUAAUCGUCUAUUAAAUAAAUUGACACCAAUUCUUGCAACAAACGGUCAGACUACAGCAAAAAUAUAUGUACCUCGAUCUAUUCAACGUAUCAAAGAUACGGAAAAAGUCGCGUUUGUUAAAAAUGUCGACAUAGAAAUUCCUGAAAGUCGAAUAACUGAAGCAUUGAAGGAUGUUGGCCUUGAUGCUAUUGAUGUUGUUCGACUAACGAAUAAAGUUAAAAACAUACCAACCAAAACCAUCAAAAUCACAUUUAUUGAUCCACAAAAUCGAAACACCUUCGUACAUACUCGUCUACAAGUGGACUCAAUGCAUUUUAUUGCUGAACCAGCAAAUCAAAAUACUAAGCCGGUGCAAUGUUACUUAUGCCUUAAAUACAAUCAUGUGGCAAAAUACUGCAAAACAAAACAGCAGAUAUGUGUUCGAUGUGGUGAAAAUCAUCGUAUUGAUCAAUGUACUGCUGCUAGUGAUGGAUUAAAAUGCUGCAAUUGUAAAGGUAGUCAUUUAGCAACAUCAAACGAAUGUGCAACAUUUAAAGAACAAGAAAAGAGAAUGCAAAAUUUAAUUUAUCAAUAUUCAUCCGCAAAUAAACCAAUAACAACAGCACCAGCAAUACACGAUCUUAAUGAAUUUCCAUCAUUACCAAACAUCUUUCAACGUCAACAAGAACACCUACAUAAUGAAUUCUUCGAUGAAAUUAUUAAUGCAUUAAGCAGCAAAAUGGAAAAAAUCAUCGAAAAAACAACAGGUCGAUUAUUCAAGAACCUGCAACAGAAGAUCAAGAAAAUCGAAAAGUCGAUCGGCACUCACGGCAACAACCAAGAAGAUGCUUUAACUGUCUCUGAUUCUGAUUCAAAUGAAGAAGGUCAAGUAGUUAAGCAUAUCAACAACAAACAAAAACAAAAUGCACAAACAUCCAAAUCAACCACUUCAUCGAUCGAUAUUUUAGCUAAACCAACAAUAACUUCAAAAAUAGCCUCAUCGAAACCACCACAAAAGCAAAAAGAAGCAACAAAGUCGACCAAGAGAGUUCGCUCUCCUAACAGCUCUUUAGAUGCAUCGACAUUUGAUAGCAAAGAUCUCAAAACAAGCAACAAUGAUGAUUAG
Molecule: messenger RNA, 1458 nt
Organism: Rotaria sp. Silwood1
Lineage: Eukaryota; Metazoa; Rotifera; Eurotatoria; Philodinida; Philodinidae
Source: the annotation of a GenBank genome assembly